AAAUAAAACUCACGCAUAUCACACAUCUCUGAAAUUCGGUUUCUCUCGUCUCUCUGCAGCAGAAGCCAUGAACUCCAGCCUCUGCCUCACCGCAACCGCAGUCGCAGCCGUCUUCGCCCUACUGGCAGUCACCACCACCAGAUUUUCGCCGCCGCCGGAGUACCUCGAUCAUCGGAAAACUGAAUAUGCAGUGAUCCACGGUGGCGUCGGACCGGAAAGCUUCGCCUUCGACGCAGGCGGCGGCGGGCCUUACACCGGCGUCUCCGACGGCCGAAUUAUCAAAUGGCUGCCGGAAGAACGGAGGUGGAUCGAUUUCGCCGUCACCUCUCCGAACAGAACAGGGUGUGAAGAGAGAGAGAAUGCGGAGGAGGGAGAGGAGAGGUGCGGGAGGGCAUUAGGGCUCCGCUUCGGCGGCGGCGGCGAUCUGUACAUCGCCGACGCCUACAGGGGGCUGCUUCGCGUCGGCGGCGACGGCGGUUUGGCCACCAGAAUUGAAAUUCAAAGGGAGGUGCUGCAGGGGUUUGAUUGUAUUUUCACAUUCGCCAACGCUUUGGACGUUGAUGAAGCUUCUGGACAUAUCUAUUUUACCAUUACCUCUUCCCAAUAUCCAAGAAGGAAUUUUGUUUCUGCAGUAUUAAGUGGAGACCAUUCAGGAAAGCUAAUGAAGUAUGAUCCUGAAAGCAAAGAACUAAACCUCCUUUUAGAUAACCUCUCAUUUCCGAACGGAGUCUCAUUGAGCAAAAAUAGCGACUUCCUUCUACUUGCAGAGACGACCAAAUGCAGAAUUCUGAAGUAUUGGCUAAAGACACCGAAAAUCGGCAGCUACGAAGUCGUGGCCGAGCUCCCAGGGUUUCCCGACAACAUCAAACCGAGUCCUCGAGGCGGGUUUUGGGUGGGGAUUCACUCGAGAAGACGAGGGUUGUCGAGGGUGAUCAUGUCAUGGCCUUGGAUUGGGAAGGGUUUGGUGAAGCUUGUUCCUUUUAAUAUAGAGAGAGUCUAUUCAUGUUUGGGAAAGUGGAUAGGGAGUGGUGGGGUUGGAAUAAGGGUGAGUGAAGAAGGUGAAAUUUUGGAGGUAAUUGAAGGAAAGUUAUUAGGAGGGUUGAAAUGGAAAUCUAUUUCUGAAGUAGAAGAGAGAGAGGAUGGUGUUGUUUGGAUUGGCUCUAUUGAUACUCCUUUUGUAGCAAAUAUUAAGAUAUGAACAAUAAUGCUUCUUCUUGAUUAAUGGUCAAUUCUAAGAUUGGAAA
Molecule: messenger RNA, 1244 nt
Organism: Momordica charantia (bitter melon)
Lineage: Eukaryota; Viridiplantae; Streptophyta; Magnoliopsida; Cucurbitales; Cucurbitaceae
Product: protein STRICTOSIDINE SYNTHASE-LIKE 2
Cellular component (GO): endomembrane system
Molecular function (GO): hydrolase activity
Source: RefSeq, a predicted model, not a curated record